This is a messenger RNA of Pimephales promelas (fathead minnow), 3198 nucleotides long. The record is from RefSeq and is a predicted model, not a curated record. NCBI's taxonomy places the organism in Eukaryota, Metazoa, Chordata, Actinopteri, Cypriniformes, Leuciscidae.
CCGUGCGCGCGCCGCCGCCUCUUCCGCGUUCAGUGACGGAAGUGCUCUGAUCCGGACGGACCCAAACACACUCGCUUAUUCAUUCAAUCAUUCAAUCUUUCGUUCACCGGAGGGAAAUAAAGCCGAUAUGUCUUACGAGCUGAAGCGCGUGUUUGCCAGCCUGCCCCACAUGGAAAGGGGCGUGGCCAAAGUCCUGGGCGGAGACCCCAAGGGGAACAACUUCCUGUACACCAACGGCAAGAGUGUGAUCAUCAGGGACAUCGAGAACCCUGCGAUCGCAGACGUCUACACCGAACACCCGCAUCCGGUGAUCGUGGCGAAAUACUCUCCCAGCGGAUUCUACAUCGCGUCCGGCGACGUGUCGGGGAAAAUCCGCAUCUGGGACACGACGCAGAAGGAGCAUCUGCUGAAGUACGAGUACCAGCCGUUCGGAGGGAAGAUCAAGGACAUCGCCUGGACCGAAGACAGCAAGAGAGUGGCCGUGGUGGGGGAGGGGCGAGAGAAGUUCGGCGCGGUGUUCCUGUGGGAUUCGGGCUCGUCUGUCGGAGAGAUCGUGGGUCACAGUAAGAUCAUCAACAGCGUUGACAUUAAACAGACGAGGCCGUAUCGUUUGGUCACGGGCAGCGACGACAACUGCACCACCUUCCUCGAGGGCCCGCCCUUCAAGUUCAAGUGCACCAUGAGCGAUCACAGUCGCUUCGUGAACUGUGUGCGCUUCUCUCCUGACGGGAACCGCUACGCCUCGGCUGGUGCCGACGGACAGAUUUUCCUGUACGAUGGGAAGAGCGGAGAGAAGCUGGGAACUCUGGGAGGAGAGAAGGCUCACGACGGGGGCAUUUACGCUGUGAGCUGGAGUCCCGACAGCACGCAGCUGAUCUCCGCAUCGGGGGACAAGACGGUGAAGCUGUGGGACGUGGCCACCGGGACAGGGGUCACGACCUUUAACCUGGGCUCAGAUGUGCUGGACCAGCAGCUGGGCUGCUUGUGGCAGAAGAACCACCUGCUCAGUGUCUCUCUGUCAGGAUUCAUCAACUACCUGGACAAGAACAGCCCGGACCGGCCCCUGCGCACCAUCAAGGGUCACACCAAAUCCAUCCAGUGUCUGACGGUUCAUAAAGCGGACGGCCGGCUGAACAUCUACUCCGGCAGUCAUGAUGGACACAUUAAUUACUGGGACUCUGAGACCGGAGAGAACGAGCAGUUCCUGGGGAAGGGCCACUCUAACCUGGUGUCGAAGAUGGCGGUGGACGACGCGGGUCGCCUGGUGUCCAGCAGUAUGGACGACACCGUCCGCUACACCGACCUGAGCAAGAGAGAGUACAGUGGGUCUGAUAUGAUCAAAAUGGACAUGCAGCCGAAGUGUGUGAGUGUCGGUCCAGGAGGCCUCGCCGUCACUGUGUGUAUUGGACAGCUGGUCCUGCUGAAGGAUAAGAAGAAGCUCUUCACGCUGGACUCUCUGGACUACGAGCCUGAAGCUGUUGCCGUUCACCCAGGGGGCGGAGCCGUGGCUGUGGGCGGAGCCGACGGGAAGGUGCACCUGUACUCUGUCCAGGGAAACACCCUGAAGCAUGAUGGGAAGGUGCUGGAGGUCCAGGGGCCCGUGACGGACAUGAGCUACUCGAAGGACGGGGCGUUCCUGGCCGUGACGGACGAGAAGAAGGUCGUCACUGUCUUCACCGUCGCGGACGGAUACACGGAGAAGAGCGAGUUCUACGGCCACCAUGCGAAGGUGGUGUGUGUGUCCUGGUCCCCUGAUAACGAGCACUUGGCCACGGGCGGGAUGGACAUGAUGGUGUACGUGUGGACCGUCAGCGACCCCGACAAGAGGAUCAAGCUGCCAGACACCCAUCGGCUGCAUCACGUCAGUGGUCUGGCCUGGCUGAACGCCAACACACUCGUCACGACGUCUCACGACGCCUGCAUCAAACAGUGGACUCUGAAAAUCUGAGACCAACAGCAACACACUCUCGCUCUCGCUGUCUUCUGUCGCUCUUCCUCUUUUCCUCGUCUGUUCAUCACCGCUGCGCUUGCUCUCGCGUCUCCGGCGGGUCCGUGCGGAAGCGCAUUCACACCACGUCUGGGAACAACAGCUGGAAUUGGGGUUAGAAAGUUGAAAUUGUAAAAUACUUAUAGUAAAAUAUAACAAAAUAUUAUGUAGAAAUUGACAUGUCGAGAUUAUUUCAUACUAAGAUGGAAUCGCUAUCAAGUCGAAAAUCGCUUAAAGUCAUAAUUAUAUUUAUACAAUUUUUACCUAUGUUGGAAUUAAGUCAUAAUUAUGACAUUUGUCAAUUUUGACUUGUUGAAAUAUAAUAUACUUAAUUGAAAUUGUGUAGAAAUAGACAGCUGAAAUUGACUUGAGUCAUAAUAAUUAUGUCACUUUCAUCUUUGUCAAUGUCAACUUUGUCAAUUUCGAUUUAAAGUGAAUUACGUUUUUGUCAAUUUCUACACUUGUUAUAUCAUAUUUCAACGUGGUCAUAAUUAUGACUUUUAAAUCAAAAUCGACAUACCAAGUCGAAAUUGAAAGUUGGCAUACUAGGUAGAAAUUUUCACUGAAAUAAAAUAAACAGUCAAACCUGACUUCAUAAUUAUAACCAUGUCUAAGUUGACGAAAUCUAUAUUGUCGAAAGUGACCAAGUCAUAUUAUGACUAUCAGAAUUAUGACAAUUGAAAUUGAUUGGAAAUGCUGAAACAGACUGGUCUAAAUUGACACCUAGCGGAAAUGUACAAACUAAAUCAAGUUAAAGUGCUGAAUAAUAAAGUCAUAAUUAUGACAUUUUUGUCUGAGUUGUAAUGUCAUAAUUCUGAUUCUGGUGUGGUGUAAACGGGCUUCCGUGAGAGAUCAGCAACAGAACAGACAUCAAACACUUGACCUUCCAGAACUAAACAUGUGACCAGAGUCUGUGUCAUGUGACAUUCCAGAGGCAGGGGUCAGAGUUCACGAGGUGCGCCUGAACCCUGAUGUGGGCUGAGAAGAGAACGUUAGGGAGCAAUAAUCAAACCAAUUGCAGAUCGUGUGUGUGUGUGUGUGUGUGAGGUGUGAGAGUGUGUGUGAGUGAGAGAGAGACAGUACAUCGCUCUCUUCUAACCCUCCCAUGAUGUUUAUUUACUGUUUUUGUUGGAUGUCUCUGGUUCAUUUUUCAUUGGGUGGAUGUGGUUCAUAAUUAUAUUAAUAAUGAUAAUAAAACACUUUUUAUGCAA